Molecule: messenger RNA, 1330 nt
Organism: Rhagoletis zephyria (snowberry fruit fly)
Lineage: Eukaryota; Metazoa; Arthropoda; Insecta; Diptera; Tephritidae
Product: coiled-coil domain-containing protein 6-like
Source: RefSeq, a predicted model, not a curated record
CUUCUGCAUCAAGCGUUUUCGUUGAAGUGAAUAGCAAUCAAAUUACCAGUACUAAACUUAGCAUCCCCACCUCACAACACAUGGCCGACUCAUCGGAGGGACACAUGGAGGGCGUCUCCUCCAGCUCAAUGAUGGCCUCGCCGGUGGCCAGCCGUUCCAACUCCUUCAUGACGCCCUCGCCGCCGCCGCCCACCAGUUCACCGCAGCUCAAUCCGCCCGGAGGUGGAGGAGGAAUGGGAGGAGGAAGUGGGAAUCCCUCUCUGGAGCGCCUGGAGCAGGAGAACCGCGUGCUGAAGAUCGAGGUGGAGACGCUGAAGCUGCGCAUCAAGGCGCUGACGGAGGAGAACAAGUCGCUGCGCCGGGCCUCGGUGUCGAUUCAGGCGAAGGCCGAACAGGAGGAGGAGUUCAUCUCCAAUACGCUGCUGAAGCGCAUUCAGGUGCUGAAGAAGGAGAAGGAGACGCUGGCGCUCAACUACGAACACGAGGAGGAGUGCCUCACCAAUGACCUAAGUCGAAAGUUGAUUCAGCUGCGCGCUGAGAAGGUUCACCUGGAGCACACGCUGGAGCAGGAGCAGGAGGCGCNCAGUCGAAAGUUGAUUCAGCUGCGCGCGGAGAAGGUUCACCUAGAGCACACGCUGGAGCAGGAGCAGGAGGCGCUGGUGAAUAAGCUGAUGCGGAAGAUUGAGAAGCUGGAGAAUGAGACGGUGCGCAAGCAGACCAACCUGGAGCAGCUGCGUCGGGAGAAGAUCGAGCUGGAGAACACCCUGGAGCAGGAGCAGGAGGCGCUGGUGAACAAGCUGUGGAAGCGCAUGGACAAGCUGGAGAAUGAGAAGCGCGACCUGCACGACAAGCUGGAGACGCUCAGCGCCGCCAGCAACUGCUCAUUCUCGGAAACCUCGAAUCAGUCCUCUUCCGUGCAGAUGACGCCCGCCCAGUCGCCCGGGCCGCAGCCGAUGAGUCCGGCGACGCCGAACAACAGCGCUGCCGGCGGUGUGGUUCCUGGAACAUCCUCCUCCUCCUCCUCCACUGCCGCCAGCUGCAGCAACCCCCACGCGACGACCACCUCGGCGACGGGGGCGCUGCGCACCGGCGGCGCCCCCUCCCUGGCCGCCUCGAUGUGCGACCCGGCGCAGCUGUCGGUGCACGUGAAGGAGCUCCGGUCGGAGGUGGUGAAGCUGCGCAACCGCCUGCAGAUUGCCGAGCGCGAGCACACCGAGAAGGUGUCGCACAUUGAGAAGGAGGAGCGGGAGCAGCGCGAGCAGAACAUUCGCCUGCGCAAGAAGCUGCAGAUGGAGAUUGAGAGGCGGGAGCGGCUGUGCCGUCACCUCAG